Molecule: messenger RNA, 4704 nt
Organism: Mercurialis annua (annual mercury)
Lineage: Eukaryota; Viridiplantae; Streptophyta; Magnoliopsida; Malpighiales; Euphorbiaceae
Product: mediator of RNA polymerase II transcription subunit 33A-like
Exons: 12
Coding region: 198-4133 (1311 amino acids)
Biological process (GO): regulation of phenylpropanoid metabolic process
Cellular component (GO): mediator complex
Source: RefSeq, a predicted model, not a curated record
GACAAAAUCCAGAUUAUAUCCAAACACAAAACAAUUUGCGUUUCUCUAUGUGGACCUGACUCUUCAGCUCUUACUGUUCAAGGUCCCGCUCUACGCUGCGUAAUUUAAUUAAAUAAACCCUGACAUCACGAACAAUAAUCAAAAUCAAAAUCACAGUAUCAAUUCCGAAUCAAAUGCUCAGAUUUUGAUUCUUGAAGAUGGAGCACGAAAAAGAGGACGAAAAAAUGGCAGUUGAAGAUAAAAUUUUAGAAACAAUCAAGAACUGUCAACAGAGGCAAGAAGCUCCGCUAGUAAUGGCUAUGGAGGUGGCGAAAUGUUUACUAUCAUUAGGUAUAAAACUGCCGAGCUUUGAAUUAGGUCAAGUUCUUGUUUCUCAUAUUUGUUUCCAGAAUAAUCAUCCUUCGUUAUGGAAGUUUCUCCAACAAGCUUUAUCUUCUCGUCUCGUUUCGUCUCUUCAUGUUCUCUCGCUUCUCUCUGCCAGAGUAAUUCCGAAUCGGAAGACGCAGCCUGAGGCGUAUAGGCUUUACCUUGAGUUACUUAGCCGAUUCUCAUUUUUAGCUGAUACUGUUGGUGAUGAAGAUUGUAAAGAGAAGAUAAUAAAGUCCGUUGAUGUUGCUCUAAACUUAUCACACACUUAUGGAAUUCAAGUUCUGGAGCUUGGGCAUGUUCUGGUGCUGUUCUUUUUUAGCAUUGUUGCUGGCUUGAUUGAUAGUACAUUUACUGACUGGGGAUUACUAAUGAAAUCUCCAAAUGUAGCAAGUGGACCAUUUGGAAAUGACAAUAACCAGGAUAUGGAUGUUGAUGCCAAAGGGAAGUAUAAUAUUGGAAGAUCUGAGCAUCGUGAACUUUUAAGAAAAACUAAUCCUCUCUUUGCCAUAGAGGUGCUGGUAAAAAUUACUGAAAGUAGAAAAGCCAUUAUUCUACUCCGCAGUGUUCAUCUAAACAAGCCAGAGAUUUUCAAUGGCCUCCUGCAAAGGCUGUUGUUUCUUAAAGCCAAUAAAGCAUCCUCCUUUAUGGACUCUGCAUACCAGCCUCUGGAAAGAUUGUUGGCGAAUAUUCAGAGAGUUUUUGAUUUUGAAUACCAGUUAAACCAGUGCAAGAUCAUCCAAAUGCUUAUUGAUACCAAACCAUGCAAGCCUACAGCUUAUUGCAAUUCAGAAUCUGGGAAAUCUGCCUUUUGGGUUUCCUUUGAUAUUUACAUGGAGAACAUAAUGGAUGGAAAGCAACUUCAUAUUAGAUCAUCUGUUGCUAUACUUAGAGAAACAAUUAAGACGCUCCAACUGCUUAAUCGUGCAUGCUGGCAGGAAACUUUCUUGGCACUCUGGCUUUCAGCUCUUCGUCUUGUGCAACGAGAACGCGCUCCUGUGGAAGGCCCUAUUCCUCAUGUUGAUUCUCGUCUUUGUAUUCUUUUGACUAUUGUCCCCUUGGCAAUAGCAUAUAUUUUGGAGGAUGAAGCCAUGUUAUGUAAGGUGGACGGAAACGCUCAGAGUUCAAGGAAACAUGGACUCAUUUCAUCUCUUCAGAUCCUUGGAGGCUUCUCUAGUCUCUUAUGUCCUCCUCCUUACGUCAUCGGUGCAGCAAAUGUUGCAGCUCUAAAGGCAGCAAGUUUCAUUUCUAAAUCAAAGAAUGCAAAUAAUGGACUAGGUGGUGGUAAUCAUUUCGAUCCUUCUGUAAAUGCAGGUGGUAACAUGAGGCAUCUAAUAGUAGAAGCCUGCAUUGCAAGAAACUUAAUUGAUGCAUCCGCAUACUUUUGGCCUGGCUAUGUGUCUGCUUCAGCUAUCUCAAUGUCAGAUUUACCACAGCUUCAAAAAUCUCCUUGGGUAACACUAAUGGAGGGAUCAACACUGGAUAAUUCUCUUGUAAAUCCACUUCUCACUAUUCCUGCAACUAGUUUAGCAGAGAUAGAGAAGUUAUAUCAUAUUGCAUUAAGUGGGUCAGCAGAGGAGAAGUCAGCAGCUGCAAAGAUUCUUUGUGGUGCAUCCCUAACCCGUGGAUGGAAUAUUCAGGAGCAUGUGGUGCAGCAUGUGGUGAAGCUUCUUUCUCCUCCUAUUCCUACUACUCACAGCGGACAAAGGAGUCACUUGGUUGACUACGCGCCUAUGCUCAGUGCUAUUCUCCUUGGUGCUUCAUCAAUUGAUAACGUCCACAUACUUUCUUUGCAUGGCGUUAUUCCAGAAGUUGCUGCUUCUUUAUUGCCUGUUUGUGAGACAUUUGGGUCGCUUAUGCCUACAUCAAGUAAUGUAACUAGCACAUGUUAUGACCCCACAUAUUACAUGGUUUUUUCUGCUGCUUUUCUCUUUCUUCUUCGUCUAUGGAAAUUCUAUAGACCUGCUCUUGAGCAGUGGUUGACUGGAGGAGGAGCCCUAGGAGGUGAGCUUACUUUGGAUUAUCUCAUAUUAUUGCGUAACAGCCGGAUUGCAUCACGAAAGUCUGCUGCCUUGGGAAAAAUCAAUAGUGAUUCAGUCCAUGUUGAAUCUACAUAUGAUAAGCCUGUGUAUAUCGACUUUUAUCCUAAAUUACAAGCUUGGUAUUGCCAAAACAAGUCGUGCGUAGCUUCAACACUUUCUGGGCUCUCUACUGGAAAUCCUGUUCAUCAGGUUGCUAACAAAAUUUUAAACAUGAUUUACUCGAAAAUGACUAAAGUGGGUGCUUCUCCGGGAAAUUCCUCAACUCUAUCAAGCAAUAGCUUAGGUGGGUGCUCUUCAAGUAGCAGUGAAGAUCCCUAUCAGAAACCCAUUCUUCCUGCAUGGGAAGUGUUAGAGGCCGUCCCUAUUGUUAUUGAGGCAAUAUUAACAGCAUGUGCUCAUGGAAGGCUUUCAUCUCGGGACUUAACAACAGGCCUGAGAGACCUCAUUGACUUUCUUCCUGCAUCUCUUGGAGGUAUUAUCAGUUACUUUGCUGCAGAAGUAACUCGGGGUACUUGGAAACCAGUUCAUAUGAAUGGAACAGAUUGGCCUAGCCCAGCAGCUGUGCUUUCAUCUGUUGAAUCUGAAAUGAAAGAGCUUCUUUCCGCUGCAGGAGUUGAUUUUCCGACCUUUUCUUCUGGCAAUUCCCCUGUCAUGCUUCCAUUGCCAAUAGCAGCUCUGGUCAGCUUAACUAUUACUUUCAAACUCAACAAAGGCCUGGAUUACAUUCAUGCUGUAGUGGGUCCAGCCUUGGAGAAUUGUGCAGCAGGUUGCGCUUGGCCUAGCGUACCAAUAAUUGGCUCUCUGUGGGCUCAAAAGGUCCGCCGCUGGCAUGAUUACAUAGUUGUAUCAUGCACUCGUUCUGUGUUCAGGCAAAAUAAAGAGGCCGUCACUAAGCUCCUAAGGAGUUGCUUCUCCUCAUUCCUUGGAUCAGUUAAUGUUUCGUCAUCUUUGAUGACCAAUCAAUGUAGUGUGGAUGGACUACUGGGAAGUACAAUUCCGACGGCUUGUGGAUCCUUAGCAUCAGGAUUUCUGUAUAUUCGCUCUUGUCGGACAAUACCCGAUAUUCAAUACGUGAAUGGCGUGAUAAUAGAUAUUGUAGGAGAGCACGCUAGGGAAUCGGCUGUGAGAUGGUCAAACACGAACUGCUCCCGUCUGAAGUCUUGCCAAGCAUCUCUAAAUCUGGCAGCUGCUAAGGCAAGGGAAGCAGCGAUACUCGGUGCAAGCCUCUUAUGCAUUUCUGGAGGGAUGAAUCUGGUUCAAGAACUUUUUCUGGAGACUAUGCCGACCCUGUUGUUCUCGUCAAGAGAAGUGAAACAGUGUGAGAUGAGUGUUGUAUGUCGGAUUAUGGAAGGAUACGCAAUGGCUUACAUGUUAGUACUGUCAGGGUCAUUAGCAUGGGGGCCUGGGACUAAAUCUCCUUCAUGGGCAUUGUCUAGAAGGGCACAAAUUGUUGGGUCCCACAUGGAGUUUUUGGCAGGGGUAUUGGACGGAAAAAUUUCACUUGGUUGUCAUCCAGCGACUUGGAGAGCUUACGUGUCUUGUUUAGUCCGUAUGAUGGCAAAUUUUACUCCAGCCUGGAUACAAGAAGUGAGGCUGGAAACUCUGAAGAAGCUGGCCAAUGGAUUGAGGGGAUGGCAUGAACAUGAGUUGGCUAUCUCUCUGCUCGAAAGAGGUGGAGCUGCAGCCAUUGGCCUUGUAGCCGAACUAAUAAAUGCCAUUGAUUGAGUAUUGACCCGCAAAAUAUUGACCCCGGUCAUCUACAUUCUGGAUUGUGUUGAAUGAAUGGUAAGAUCUGAUAUGAGCAACUCAAUUAUGCUUUCCUUAAUGUGUCUACCGCAAGGCUGCCGUCUGCUAAUUGCAAGAAAAGCGCCUAAGAUUCCUGAUGUACGCAAUACGUGAAAUGCGAGCCAUACUAACUGGGAGAUGAUUUUUUUUGUAUGACAUCGUCAAGAGAGGGUGUGACGAGAAGUUAGGGUUAAGUUAAGAUGAUGACUGCUAUCUGUCUAAAGCAAUCUUUUGUUGGGGGCACAGACAGGCCAAUGUGAGCUGUUUUGCUAGACAUGCUAGGAAUCAGAAAGUGGGGAAAGAGUUUAAUGUUUUGCCCAUAAGCAAGAAAAUAUAAUACAAAAUCGGUUGAGGGAUUACUAGUAGGAUGAGAAACAUUGCUGAAAAUAUUAGCAGCCACCUCAUUUCUAGUUUAUUAGGUUAGAUCUUUGUUAAUCUGAUUGAAAGAACCGAUUCAAUAAUUUUUGGGUAAUUUAUCUCGGACUAUAAUUACAACUACAAUUUACAUUUA